CACCCGAUGAUGUAAACUUAUUUGCUAGAGAGACAGAAAUAUGAAGAAAGUGAAGAACUAUAUGUUAACGAUGAAAGAAGAAGAAAGUAUACGGUUGGAUGUAAGCUCUGUGAGCUCGGACAAAGUAGCAACCGAGCAGCGAGAUGACAAAGGACCAUUGAAAUUAACAGAGCCCCGGAAACGAAUGAGAGAGGACUUUGGUUACUACGAAAUCCGUCUCCUAGUUCUCACCCAGCUUGGAUAUAUUCCAGUAGCAGCCGCAAUGCUCAUGACUGCGUUCAUGGAACCAUCGCCGGAAUGGUGCGACACAGUUAGGGAAACAGAACAAAGUUGGAAGUUAAAUCCAAACAACGAGUUUUACUCUUUAUCAGUUGAACGCGGAUUUGCGUGUCAGAAAAAUUCCAAUCAGACAACUGCAAUGAUGUCCAGUCUGUUAAUGUGGGGAGCACUCAUUGGAUCAUUUGUCUGCGGAUUUUUAUCAGAUAGACUAGGAAGGAAGCCCGUUUAUUUAGGCUGCCUACUAAUGAUUACUAUUGGACAUAUCCUGCUAACUUUCUCUAUGUAUUUGUCAUGGAUGACAAUCAAUGCAACACUAGCUGCGAUGGGAUUCUUCUGCGGUGGCUACAUGGUCACAAAUUUUGUGAUUCUGACUGAAGCAUUUGAACUACCAAAGUCCCGAUUGCUAGUAGUUUCAUUGAAUGGAUGGAGUGUGUCAAUGGCCGUCACAGCACUGGCUGCAUCGUAUACCCUCAAUUGGUACGCGUAUCACACAAUCUUCGCAAUUGUCGGUGCUUGUAUUGCAAUUAUUUCGUUGGCAACUUGUUCGGAAAGUUGCCGUUGGCUAUCUGCAAAUGGUUUGCAAAAUGAUGCGAAAAAGAUAGCUCUGCAAAUCACAUUGUUGAAUAACAAUAGAGAUAUAGAAGAAGAUGAUAUCAGCAUUCUAAGUUGGCACGAGAUAUUGGGUUUCAGUGCUCCAACGCAUACUGAUGAGAAGAAAACUUGGAAAACAUUGUUUAAGUCCACAAGAUUCCUAAAACCAACAGCUGUCAUGUGCUACUCAUUUAUGGCUUCUUCCAUUGUUUCAUUUGGCUUUUACUUCUCCAUUGAUGUUCUCCCAGGCAACCGAUACUACAAUAUGACUAUUAUGGGAAUUUUGAAGUUUAUCUUAGGAUUCACCCCCUUCUUCCUCAAUAGAUUUUUAACAAAACGAGCGAUUGCAAUUUCUUCAGUUGGUCUCUGUUGCUUGGCAGCACUUAUGAUAUUGCCAAUCCAGUACUACGACAUUCAAUGCAUGCGGUGGGUAAUUAUAAUGCUAUCGUUAAUGAUAGCCGCAGGAAUUGACCCAACGUGGAAGAUCAAUCAUCUCUACUCAGCAGAGCUGUUUCCAACGUCUGUUAGAAGUAUGGCUAGAGGUGUUUGUAAUGCGGGAGGUCGACUUGGAUCAGUAAUGGCUCCAAUGAUUGUCUACCUCCGAACGUUUGGUUUUUUCAUUCCAAAUGCAAUUUUUGCAGUUCUUCUUUUUAUCCAGUUGGUCGUAAUUGUGAUCUUCUUGCCCGAUGACAGUGACAAGGACGCCAACGAGAUGAAUGAUGAGUAACGAUUCGAAAACGAUGAACUCUUAUCAUUCAAAACAAAACUGUCCAUUGACAUAAUUUAUUAUCUUCAUGAUUUAUCAUCUCAUCUCAAAAGUCUCUGAUAGUUUUAAUUUCCUGUUGUUCAAGUAGUGACCGGUUCUUCCCACAACAUUUGUUGUUUCUCUUUCUCACCCAUUUCCUUCAAAUUCCAUUCCAAAGAUUCCAAUUUUCGUUCCGAGUAGUUCUCAAUUCCAACCUAAAUUCUUCAAUGUUCCAGUUGUAAAUCUGUAAACUACCAUGUUCAACCCCUGCAAGCUUUUGCAUCAAAGGCGGCAUGAGGGGAGUAAUAAAAUCGAACAAUA
Caenorhabditis elegans is the source of this 1936-nucleotide messenger RNA. It is a transcript of the gene K09E9.1, whose product is annotated as Major facilitator superfamily (MFS) profile domain-containing protein. Gene Ontology annotation, molecular function: transmembrane transporter activity. NCBI's taxonomy places the organism in Eukaryota, Metazoa, Nematoda, Chromadorea, Rhabditida, Rhabditidae. The transcript is spliced from 11 exons. Gene Ontology annotation, cellular component: membrane. Gene Ontology annotation, biological process: transmembrane transport. The record is from RefSeq and is marked reviewed. Bases 71 to 1597 code for a protein of 508 amino acids.